Drosophila eugracilis is the source of this 1745-nucleotide messenger RNA. RefSeq names its product larval cuticle protein LCP-30 (gene Cpr49Ac). Gene Ontology annotation, molecular function: structural constituent of chitin-based larval cuticle. Gene Ontology annotation, cellular component: chitin-based extracellular matrix. The record is from RefSeq and is a predicted model, not a curated record. The transcript has 7 exons. The coding region runs from base 383 to 1363 and encodes 326 amino acids. Lineage: Eukaryota; Metazoa; Arthropoda; Insecta; Diptera; Drosophilidae.
UAUCGUUUCGAAGAGCGAUUAAAGUUGGAGAGGCAGAGAGAGAGAGGGAGAGAAAACCCAUAACAAAAGGUGAGACCAGAAGAAUUCGGUUGGCUCAUCAACUGUCUAAAAAACCAAAAGGGAGCAGCUCUUCAAGAAAUAUUAGCUGAUGAACCGAAAUGAACUGACGACGAAUCUUCUCUCAGAGAACUUUAGGCGCGACGAUGCGUUGAGAGCAGCGCUGCGACUGCGAACCUGGCAUAUUUCUAUAUAAAUCCGGUGUACUGGAAGGGAAACCAAACAUUCCUGUUGCAGUCACCUUUCGAGCAGGAUUACCCAGUUAGUCAGUCAGACAGACAGCAAAGUCAAAGGAUAUUCAUUCCAACGAAGGAUAACAAUAAUCAUGUUCACCAAGUCUAUGCUGAGCUUCUCCGUGGUCGUGGCCUUCAUUGCUGUCUGCCACUCCAGUCCCGUUCCGGAUAAUAAUGGCAAGUAUACGGUUUCACAGCAAUCCUCUAGCGAUGGCAAGUAUCGCCCCAGCGACGAUGGAAAGUACCAUGGGAAUACGCAGAACGAAGACCGACGUGGUUCGCAAGAAAGUUUAGGUCGCUAUCACCACAUGCCACAGCCCUAUAGGCAUGUGAGCGAUCAGCGUGAGCUUGGAAUCUACCACCACAUUCCCAAUCCCUAUGAUGGCGGUUAUGGACCUUAUGCCGGCUUGAAUAUUCCCUAUGUCCAUGACGACAGGCCCUACAAACACGUCGAGUACACAACCACUACGACAAAGAAACCCACCACCACCACGAAAAGGACGACGACUACAACCACCACGACCACUACCACUCCCAGGAGUAUCCUGUUCAACUACGAUGAUGAGGGUCGCCACAAGAUUCUGCACAAGGAAGAGAUCCGCAAGCAGGACAAAUACGAUCAUUCUUACCUGACCGAGAAUGGAAUCUAUGGCGAGGAACAGGCCAAGCUUCACCACACUGGAGGAACCCAUGCCAAGGGCUUCUAUGAGUACACCGGUGAUGAUGGCAAGCUUUACCGCGUGAACUAUGCCUCCAACGACGGUGGCUUCAUGCCUCAGGGAGACCAUAUCCAUCCAAUUCCCGAAGCCAUUGCCCGUGCCCUUAAAUACGUCGAGGAGCAGCACAAGAUCAAUGGAGGUGCUCAGUUCGAUCAUCGCGGCUUCCGCAUCAAUCACAUGACCAAGGAAAUUAAGGCACAGAUCAAGGCAAUUCAUUUUGACAAAAUGCCCAAGGAGCUGAGCGAUCAACUUCACGAGCUUGAGCACGAGGUGGAGCUUGCCGAGGAGGAAGAACGUAAGGAGCAGGCCGAACUGGAGCGCCUGCGCAAGGCCAAAGCCAAAGGUGGUCAUUAAGUGACAGCCUUGAGCUCGCCUCAUCCACAGCCAUAUGUUCCCAAGCUAUCCCCAAGCCCCCAGAAACAGUCCUAGUCCAUCCAAAAUCCAACAUCCAAAUCCAUUCCCCAUGCAUUUGCCGAGUGAUCAACGGGCAAACCCUAUAACAAGCCAUCGCAAUACCGAGAAAAAAAUCCACAAAAAAAAGGAAAAGGAAGUUGAAGAUUGUCAGCAUCGAAUUGCAAACCGGAAAAGAUUCGUACAUAUAGUCCGAUGAUCCUAUGUUAUUUCGUAUUUAUUUAUCUGUCGAACUUGUCGAAUUUUGACGAUGUUGCUAUGCAUAAGAUAAUUAAUUUGUUAUUAUGGUAUAUCGAAAUAAAAACUACUAAAUAUUUGUUAUAAA